AUGAACCACUCAAUGUCCCCUCUCCGCGACCUGGUCACAGAUCCCAGAAACACUCGAUGGAUAGCACCCUUGAUUUUGGCCGGGGAAGCUGCUCUGUGCGGGCUGAUUGUGUGGAGGAUACCUUAUACGGAAAUCGACUACACCACCUACAUGGUGCAGGUGCGCAUGUUCAUUGACGGCGAGCGACGCUAUGGCAAAAUCACCGGGCCUACAGGGCCACUUGUCUAUCCGGCCCUCCACCUCUACAUCUACACGGCACUGUACUAUCUCACCGACGAGGGCACCAAUAUCCUGCGUGCACAAAUCAUCUUCGCCGGCCUCUACCUCCUCAGCUUGGCUGUGGUGUUUGCCUGUUACCGUCGGGUCGGAGCGCCCCCGUGGCUCCUGGUCCCAUUGGCGUUGAGCAAGAGAAUGCAUUCCAUAUUCCUACUGAGGCUGUUCAACGACGGCUGGGCAACUCUGGCCUUGUGGUUCGCAAUAUACCUGCUACAUCGACGGCAAUGGCGCACCGGGGCAUUGGUAUGGGGGUUGGGUCUGGGGGUGAAAAUGACCAUCCUGCUGGCUGCGCCGGCCGUUGGAUUGGUGGUGCUGCAAGGGAGCGGAUUAAAAGAUGGAAUCUCCUCCGGACUAUCCGUCCUGCUUCUCCAUCUCGUCCUGGCAAUGCCCUUCCUCGGCGGUGAUGCCGGAGCCCAGUACUUCCACCGCGCCUUUGAUUUCGGAAGACAAUUUCUCUACAAAUGGACCGUCAACUGGAGGUUUGUGGGCCUGGGCGUCUUUGUCUCUCGCAGUUUUGCCGUCAGCCUGCUGAUCCUCCAUGUCACCCUUCUUCUCGCGUUCGUCCAGAUCAGGUGGACCAAGCCCAGUUCCACCGGUCUACUGGAUUUCAUCAAGAAAUACACUGGCUUGAUCCGAGAGGGCGAGGCGGUCCGAAUCUCCAAAAGAAUCACCCCCAUCUUCGUCAUGGACGCGGUACUCGGGAGUGUCGUGAUUGGCAUGCUGUGUGCUCGGAGUCUACACUAUCAAUUCUUUGCGUAUCUCGGCUGGGCAAGUCCAUAUCUUCUGUGGAGGGCAGGUGGAGGCCCUGUCUGGGUGCUGGUCAACUGGGCAGUCCAGGAAUAUUCCUGGCUAGUCUACCCCAGUACCAACACGAGUUCGACGCUCGUAGUGGCGGAGCUGGCGGUGCAAGUCAUGUGUGCACUCAUUGCCAAAUCACCACCGGUGGACCGCGUCAGCCCAGCUAGAAAGGUGCCGGGCAAGACAAGUUGA
Molecule: messenger RNA, 1266 nt
Organism: Capronia epimyces CBS 606.96
Lineage: Eukaryota; Fungi; Ascomycota; Eurotiomycetes; Chaetothyriales; Herpotrichiellaceae
Exons: 2
Coding region: 1-1266 (421 amino acids)
Cellular component (GO): endoplasmic reticulum
Molecular function (GO): dol-P-Man:Man(5)GlcNAc(2)-PP-Dol alpha-1,3-mannosyltransferase activity
Source: RefSeq, a predicted model, not a curated record